Molecule: messenger RNA, 2602 nt
Organism: Salarias fasciatus (jewelled blenny)
Lineage: Eukaryota; Metazoa; Chordata; Actinopteri; Blenniiformes; Blenniidae
Gene: spartb
Product: spartin b
Exons: 8
Coding region: 185-2029 (614 amino acids)
Biological process (GO): cell division; negative regulation of BMP signaling pathway
Cellular component (GO): plasma membrane
Source: RefSeq, a predicted model, not a curated record
CAAAUGAUGUAAUGAGUAGAAACAUCAGCAGACUUCACGCACAAGCUCAUCACGGAGUCCUGCAGCGUUACCGCUCACUCCAUUCUAGUCUUUCAGAAGUUAUUUCACAGUCACAAGAUACGUCUGUCUCCAGAUAGCAAACCGGCUGUCGAAGCUCUUCUUCUACGCUUCUGAUUGAGAGGGAAUGGAGAAAGCUAAACAGGAUGCCUUUGACAACGCCAGACUUCAGGUGAUCAAUGACGGCUACACGAGGGGCUUUGAGUGCAUCAACAAAGGACUCACAGCGGAUGAGGCUGGAGACAAGGCGCAGGCCCUGGAGCUCUACAAGCAGGGCCGAAAGCACCUCCUCCGGGCCAUCAGCGUGCCAUCACAGGGAGAGGAGUGCUUGGGCAGUUGCUGGGAAACGGCCAGACAGAUGCAGCAGAAGAUGCAGGAGACCCUGAACAACAUCACCACUCGCCUGGCGAUCCUGGAGACCAGCUCUGAUGAAGGAUCUGCUCCUGCACCGAGCUCCGGAGCGGUCGCAGGGUCCGCUGCUCCAGGUGCGUCGGGACAGACGGCGCUCUACCCAAAGCUCCCUGCCAAAGACAAGCCCGACAGGCCAGCUCCACCAAAGCUCCAGCCUCCUAACGGAGAGCCGGCCAGAGCUGUGAGCGCUGCGAGCCCACCUGCCUCAUCCUCCGGACAACCGGCUCUCUCACCCGAGCAGCCCCCGGCCUAUUCCCUGCAGGCGGCCGACGGCCACCUCUCCAUCUCGUACGGGACAGAUUCAGGGGAGAUGUCUGUGGUCGGAGAGGAGUUCUACAGUCGUACGUCUAACUCGACGCCGUCGCCUCAGAGCGUGGGGGAGGAGGGCGAGGAGCUGCUCUACAUCCCUCACGGUGUGCAGAUAUUCUUCGUCACUCCCGAAGGUCAAGUGAGCGCGCCGUCCUAUCCCGGCUACCUGCGGCUGGUGAAGUUCACCAGCGAUGCCUCUGGGAGAGUUCCAGCGCGACCUCCCGCUUUUCUGCAGGUGUGUGACUGGCUGUACCCUCUGAUGGCCAUGAACUCUCCGGUGCUGCUGUGUAACACCGGGGUCUUCAUGUUCCCGGACAUGAUGGCGCCGACUUCGGGGUAUUACGUGGGCGUGGUGCUGUCCUCCGAGCUGCCUGCUGCCGACCGGGAGCUGUUUCAGGACCUCUUGUCCCAGAUGACAGACCUCAGGGUUCAGGUUCCAGAUGAAGCUGCAGACAGCAUUAACCUCAGUCAGAAGGUGUCCAUUGCUGCACCUGAGCCGCCGGCGGCUGCAGCAGGAGGAGGAGAAGAAGAAGAAGAAGAGAGCGAGGGGGAGAAACCUCUGCCUGAAUGGAGUGAAAAGGUGGCCAGCGGCAUCCUGACAGGCGCGUCCUGGUUAAGCUGGGGUCUGGUGAAAGGAGCCGAGUACACCGGCAAAGCCAUCCACAUCGGAGCAUCGAAGCUGAGGGAGCACAUCACUCCGGAGGACAAACCCGCCCACGUCAGCCCCACGGUCACCAAGAGCCUCCACGUGGCCAAGCAGGCGACGGGAGGAGCCGUCAAAGUCAGCCAGUUCCUAGUGGACGGCGUGUGUGCCGUCGCCGGCUGCGUCGGCCGGGAGUUGGCUCCACACGUGAAAAAACACGGAGGCAAGCUGAUCCCGGAGUCCAUGAAGAAGGACAAGGAAGGCCGGUCCAACCUGGACGGAGCCAUGGUGGUGGCUGCCAGUGGAGUGCAAGGUUUUGCCACCAUGUGGACCGGUUUGGAAGUCGCAGCGAAGGACAUUGCUAAGAACGUAGCUUCAGAAACCGUCACCACCAUCAAACAUAAGUACGGGGCGGCGGCGGGACUCGCCACAGACCACGCCGUCAACUCGGCCAUGAACGUCGGCAUCACCGCCUUCAACAUCGACAACCUGGGGAUCAAAGCUGUGGUGAAAAAGACGGGCAAGCACACGGCCCAGGCCAUCCUGGAAGACUACAAGCUCCAGGAAAAACCAGACAGCGGGAAGCAAGUGUCCAAAGUGGAUAAAUAAACCUUCGCAUCCUGCCUCAUUUCCUUAUGCCUUAAAACUCGAUUUUUAUCAGAUAAAUCUAUAUUUAAUAAUGUAUAAAGUGUGUCCUAUAUUUACAAGAUAACAUAUAAUAUAUGCAUAUCCUAUAGUUUGAUACAGCUCCUGAGCACUUUAAUUUUUUUCUAAUAUAGACUUUAAAAUGGACCUAAAUGUGACGUAACAGGAGAUUAAUAAACCCAAAGCAAACCUUGAUAGAAAACUUGAUUUACAUGGUGUGUUGUUGCAUAAAGUAACAUUCAGGUGUCAUCUAUUAACACUGCUGUGUUAGGAAAACAAACGGUUUGUGUGAGUAACUUGUUAUUGCAGAAAAUUAUCUACUUUAAAUGGAGAGAAUGUGUUACUGUGUUCAAUGUGAUUCCAAUUGUUUCAGACAGAAUAUUGUCCUCUACACUGUUUUCCCAUUUGCAGGUUAAUUAGCAGAAAUCACUCCUGUAAACAUAGGAGUCUGUUGAAUAUUCCCUGCAAAACAUGAUCUUUGUCUACUGUAUAUUUUUGUUGAACCUUCAGUUUGUGGAAUAAAAGUCAAACCCUAAU